This is a messenger RNA of Felis catus (domestic cat), 2768 nucleotides long. RefSeq names its product apolipoprotein L2. Gene Ontology annotation, cellular component: membrane; extracellular region. The coding region runs from base 1486 to 2457 and encodes 323 amino acids. Gene Ontology annotation, molecular function: lipid binding. Lineage: Eukaryota; Metazoa; Chordata; Mammalia; Carnivora; Felidae. The record is from RefSeq and is a predicted model, not a curated record. The transcript is spliced from 6 exons. Gene Ontology annotation, biological process: lipid transport; lipoprotein metabolic process.
AUCCAUUCUGCGUCCUCAGUAGAUAAUCAGGCCGCGGGUGUAUGGAUAGUUCAUUGAAUUCUGUACCUCACAGUGGUUUUUAUCUGGCCGUCAAGUGGAAGAAUCAGGAGGAAGGGGAAUUACAGAAAAAAUGACCAGAAGAUCACGAAACAAGCAGAGGUGGACAAAACAUAACUCGAACCAAGUGUCAAGGGUCGAAGUGACAAAGUGCCUUUGAGCUUGGCUCCCUCCCCCGCCCCGCCCUGAGCUGCUGCACGAAAGCCACCCCCUCUCCCCUCAGCCGUGUUUCCUCAUCUGCAAACUCACACCCGCCCCGGGCCCACCGUCCAGCCCUGUGUCCGUGCGUCCCCCCGGAACCACACAAGGGAGGAAGCCUAGCUUCCUUCUUUCAUUUUCCAUUUCUUGACACUCGCCUUCCUGGACAAGUCCUGCGCUUAGAAAGAGGUCUGUGGUCAAGCAGAACUAAGCAGAGGUUAGAGAACAGCAGCCUGGCCUCAGCCCUGUCCUGCAAACAGCACCGGCCGCCAAGGACGGGCCUCCUCGGGCACUGGGGCUGUCCCUGCCAUCAGCGACAGGUCUGGUGAGACCUGAUUAGAUCCAAAGAGGAGACACGGACACCGUGGCGGGGUGGCAUGCGUGCCGCGGGUUUAGACUCCUCCCCCCGGUGCCACGGGAGCUCGGUGGUAGAAGCAGGUGAUCCUGGCGAAGGAUCUGCCAACCCAAAUGCCUAGAGGCCACGCGGGGAUGGCAUUGAAGCAGCGCAAAACGGCAAAUGUGCAGCGAGCAUCCGGGUAUGUCUGGCGUCGGUCCUAAGUGCUGGCAUAGGAAGGUGGAUAAUGCCAGAAGUCAGGUGGGUGGGGCGGAGAGGAGGGGCCUGGGAACAGACCCCCGUGGGGGCGGGGGCAAGGGGUCAUUGGCUGAGGGUUCCUCGGUCGCUCAGUGGCAGGUUUUCCUUCCAGAAGCCCAAGGCAUUAAGGGCUGGGGCCAGAAGGACCUGGAACGUCAGAUCUGAGGUUCCUACUUGAGGGGGUGGGACGGGCCCUGUGCUUGUGUGUGUCCAUCCUGAGUGGCUUUGAAGUGGAGACUUUCAGUUUUCCUUUCAGUCCCAUAUAUAUUUGGGCCCGGAGUUGUGUGUUCAUUACACACACCGCAGGUGACUGGGUCCACACGGCUAAAGAAAAGCCGGGCGGUGUUCAGCUCAGAAGAUGAUUCCUUGGACAGCAGGACUGUGACCUGGCUUGGGAACAAGCUGGAGUGAGGUGAGGAACCUUCCUUAAAUAGCAGCCAGUAGAGGCCAGGAGACAGACGGACAUCAGGGUGAAGCGACCCCUCCUUCCGACUGGGACGCAGACGCCAGCUGGGGGGAAAAGUCUGAGAUCCCACUGCUGGCACCAUACCCAAGAAGCCUGUGGGCUCUACCCAGGAAGAAGAAAAAACAAAACAACUCAUCACUUUUUUCUUUUCUUUCCCCAUCCAGAGAGCGAUAUGGAGGAUAUCAUUGAGUAUUUCCAGGACUCAGUGAGCUGGGAUGACCUACAUCUCCUGCUGACUGACCAUGAAGCCUGGGAGAGCUUCAUGGCUGAGGCCAACUUGUCCAGGGAGGAGGCAGAUGUGCUACACGCAGGUCUGUGUGAGCUGGAGGCAGACCUGUGUAUGGAGGGCAGAGAGAGGAUCCAAAGAGACCACCUGGAGGAGAGGUUUUUGAACGAGUAUCCCCGGUUGAAACGGGAGCUUAAGGGGCAAAUACGAAAGCUCCACAAGCUGGCGGACAAGGUUGACAAGGUACACAGGGGCUGCACCAUCUCCAACAUCGUGGCCAGCUCCACCGGCACGAUGUCUGGGGUCCUGACCAUCCUGGGCUUGAGUCUGGCACCUGUGGCAUCAGGGAUCAGUCUGUCACUCUUGGCAACGGGGGUGGGGCUGCGAACAGCAUCUGCUGUGACCACUGUGUCCAGCAGCAUCGUGGAGUACUCGAGCACGUUGUCCGCGGAAGCCAAAGCCCGUCGCCUGGCACCAGCUGGCGAUAACAGAGGGGAGACCAUUGCAAAGGCUCUGUGUCAGAACACACCCCGAAUGUUUUCUGUAACAAACAGCUUCGUGCGAGUCCUGCGAAACAUUGGAAAGAAUGUUCGUGCCAUCAGGCUGGCCAAAGCCAGUCCUCACUUAGCAGCCCAUGCCAAGAGGUUCAUGACAGCUGGGAGAGCCUCAGUUCGAAGUGACAAGCGGGUGAAGAAAGUUUUUGGAGGCACUGUUCUGGCAAUGAUCAGAGGAGCCCGGAUCAUGGACGUGGGCACCGUGAUCACCUCCCUUCUGGUGGAUGUGGCCAACCUUGUGGAAGAGUCAAAGCACCUGCAUCAGGGGGCAAAGGCAGAGUCGGCUGAAAGGCUGAGACAGCAGGCCCAGUUGCUAGAGAGCAAGUUGAAGGAGCUCAACCGGAUGUAUGCAAGUCUAAAGUAGGGCCCGGCCCCGUGACCUCCAAACAGGGCAGGGAGCAGGGUCAUGUGCGGGACAAAGGCAUGGAGGUACCUCAUGAGAGGGGAAGAGGGGGCCAAAUAAAGUUUUUGAGGGGCGCUUGGGUGGCUCAGUCAGUUACGCAUCUGACUCUUGGUUUCAGCCCAGGUCACCAUCCCACAGCCCGUGGGUUCGAUCCCUGACAGCGCGUUGGGGCUCCUCAAUGACAGCAGAGGCUGCUUGGGAUUCUCUCUCUCUCUCCCUCUCUCUGCCCCUGCCCUGCUCACUCUCUCUCUCUCUCUCUCUCUCUCUCUCUC